Messenger RNA from Heteronotia binoei (common prickly gecko), 2899 nucleotides. It is a transcript of the gene TMEM41A, whose product is annotated as transmembrane protein 41A. The coding region runs from base 399 to 1082 and encodes 227 amino acids. The record is from RefSeq and is a predicted model, not a curated record. Lineage: Eukaryota; Metazoa; Chordata; Lepidosauria; Squamata; Gekkonidae. The transcript is spliced from 7 exons.
GUUGAAUGUUUCCUUCACUUCCUGCCAGCUGUCACACCGGCGGUGAAGCCAUGCGAUCGCUCAUCGGGUUUUUGUUGGUUUUAGGGACAGCUACGGCGAGCCUUUAUUGGUUGUCGAUGCGACUUCCCGAAGAGCCGCGUGCGGGAAGUGGGUUAUAUACAUAACAGAACAGCUUUUCAAAGUCCUGCUAAGUUUUAAACAGUUGUAAAACCAGCAACCUGUCUUUGCCAUAAAAUCAAAGCUAAGCAGUAGCCCAUCUCACCCCUCAGCAUGAGGCCACAGAGUAAAUACUGAGCUCCUGUUUUCUGCUUGGAAUGUAUAUAUCUGGUUUGUUGAAAUCAAGCAGUGAAUGAACAAUGAUUGAAUGUGACCAUGGCUAAAGAAAGGACAGUAACAGUAUGACGCUAUUAAAAUUCCCUUCAAACCUAGAGGAACUGCGAGAGCUUGCAGAAUUUCUACAAUACUAUAACAGAGAGCACCAUGCAUAUGUGCUGCUGCUGUUCUGUAGUGCCUACCUGUAUAAACAGAGCUUCGCCAUUCCUGGUUCAAGCUUUCUGAACAUCCUUGCUGGGGCUCUCUUUGGACCAUGGAUGGGUCUCCUGUUGUGUUGUGCCUUGACUUCUGUGGGUGCUUCCUGUUGUUAUGGUCUAUCCAAUAUCUUUGGAAAACAAUUUGUCAUCUACUAUUUUCCUGAUAAAGUAGCUAUGCUUCAAAGGAAGGUGGAAGAGAACAGAAGUUCCUUGUUUUUCUUGUUGUUGUUUCUGAGGCUAUUCCCUAUGUCCCCAAACUGGUUUCUGAAUCUCACAUCUCCCAUCCUGAACAUCCCCAUGAUGCAGUUUUUCUUCUCUGUUUUCAUAGGUCUUAUGCCAUAUAACUUCAUCUGUGUCCAGACAGGUUCAAUCCUUUCACAGAUCACGUCCCUUGAUGCCAUUUUCUCCUGGACUACAUUACUCAAGAUGCUGGCUAUAGCCAUGGUGGCAUUAAUUCCUGGGACUAUCAUUAAGAAGUUCAGUCAAAAGCAUCUGAACUUGGACAAAAGUUAUGAGAAUGUUUAUGUGCUCAAUGGACGGAAGCACAAAUGAAUAGACUGAGAGACAGAUACUGAGAGUCUGCUUAUGAGAAAGGUGCAAUUCUUUUUCCAAAAUAAUUGAAGAGGCACUAAUAAUCCAUGAGGAAGGCACAGGGGCUAUAGUCCCGCCAUAUAAGUCUUCAAAGAUUCCCCUUGGUAACUACGAGAAGGACAUCCACUUGUUUUUCUGUGAGUACAGAUCUGGUGAUCCAAAGUGCAUCUAUGUGAAAAGGAAAGGCUUCCCUUCCCAAAAAUCAGUUUUAUACUAUGUGCAGGGGAGUAAUAAGAUUUUGUCUUUUCUUGUCCUUGAAGAAGUGAUAUGGUAGGGCUGAGAUGUUACUGUUUCAUUCAGUGGAUUUUUCCUGACACAGGCUUGGGCAUUUUCUGUCAAGAAGUGGCAGACAGUAAUCUUCAAUGCUGCCUUAAAAAACAAAAAGAGCCUGAUGAGUCUCAUUUUUCUUUGGUGCUUGUGACUAUUCUAUUUUGUUCUGCAACCAGAAAGCUAAGGAGAAUGGGAAAUCAUUUGAGCCACAGAGAGGCUGCAAAGAUAGUAGCAGCUACUUGGAAAUGCUGGUGUGUUUUAAGGCUAUCUGCGUGGAGACUACCUAGUAAAUGGUGGUUACAACUUUCAUCCCAGAGAAUGUGGACUUGUUUACUUGUUCACUUUCUAAUGGGAAAUAUGACUAAUGAUGUGACUGUAGUGUAUCAUUGUUAAUUAUUCAAGAACUCAGUGAGGGAAGGGAGAGAGGAAUGGAGAGAUAAGUAGGCGGCCUUUCCUUGUACAUUGGGAAAAGAUUGUGGUAGAGUCCAGAUAUCGUGCCAGCAAAGGCCUGCAGCUGUAGUAGCACUACCGCUUCUUAUAUGUUCCCAUUCUCUUUUAUGUGGCUAGGGGAAGCAAGUCUUGCUGAAUCCUACUAGCUGCAUUUGUGAUUCCAAAAUAAUUGAAGAGGCACUCAUAAUCCAUGAGGAAGGCACAGGGGCUAUAGUCCCGCCAUAUAAGUCUUCAAAGAUUCCCCUUGGUAACUAUGAGAAGGACAUCCACUUGUUUUUCUGUGAGUAUAGAUUUGGUGAUCCAAAGUGCAUCUAUGUGAAAAGGAAAGGCUUCCCUUCCCAAAAAUUAGUUUUAUACUAUACUAUGUGCAGAGGAGUAAUAACAGAUUUUGUUUCUCUUGUCCUUGAAGAAGUGAUAUGGUAGGGCUGAGAUGUUACUGUUUCAUUCAGUGGAUGAAUCCAUUGCUUUAAACAUAGGGAUAUCUUUGAAUGAACCAUUUUUCACAUUGGAGAUCUCUGCCUUUUAUUAAUCAUUAUUUUGCUGAAACUUAUUCAAGUCUUGUUUGGUAAUACCCUAAUUCUCACUGAGGUAAUACAUGUAUGUAAUUGAGAGUUUUCUUUAUUUUAAAAAAAAACCUUCUCCAUAUAGAAAACUAGAUGUCAGCAAGAAAACUAAUUAGCUCCCUUUUUGCUAUUGAGGGAGCUGUAAGUGUGGGAAUAUAUUGUCAUCUGAGCUACAGUCUGCAGUAUGAAGUGAUGAGGUCCAAACCCCAGUUUAUUACCCUACUGAUUUAGGGCAAGAGUUUCAGCUUGGGUUGUCUUGCUUCCUGUAUGAAACUAAUUGAGGUCAUCUGUCCUUAGAACAUGGAGCUUCUAUACCAUUUGGUAGGAAGAAUAUCAAGGACUAUUCUGAUAAUUACGCUGACCUGAAACAAAGGAAAGACAAAGGAAAAUGUCUAUGGCUUGAAGUAGUAAUUAUGUCCUUAUCAAGUGCCUUACACAUGUGUUAAUAGGGAAAGUUGGGAAACCAUUUUACAAAAUAAAUGGAUGUGAAACCUA